Molecule: messenger RNA, 1457 nt
Organism: Vigna radiata var. radiata (mung bean)
Lineage: Eukaryota; Viridiplantae; Streptophyta; Magnoliopsida; Fabales; Fabaceae
Product: probable polygalacturonase
Exons: 5
Coding region: 30-1361 (443 amino acids)
Biological process (GO): carbohydrate metabolic process
Molecular function (GO): polygalacturonase activity
Source: RefSeq, a predicted model, not a curated record
GUUCUCCUUCUCCCCAUCCCCAAACAAACAUGCUUCUCUCACCCUUCUUCACCCUCACUUUCCUUCUUUUCUUCUCUUCUUCUCUCCCUGCGAUCUUUUCAACGCCGACAUGUUCCAACCUAGUGCCGUUAAGAAAUCGCACCGACAGAAUCUCCAUAACCGACUUCGGAGGCGUUGGCGACGGCCGCACUCUGAACACGAAAGCCUUCCGAGCGGCUGUGUACCGCAUUGAGCACCUGAGAAGGCCCGGCGGCACGGUGCUGUACGUGCCUCGAGGUGUGUACUUGACGGAGAGCUUCAACCUCACUAGCCACAUGACGCUUUUUCUCGCUGCUGGUGCCGUUAUCAAAGCGACGCAGGGAACGGGGCAUUGGCCUUUAAUUGCACCCUUACCAUCUUAUGGAAGAGGGAGGGAGCUCCCUGGAGCAAGGUAUAUCAGUUUUCUCCAUGGAGAUGGACUUACUGAUGUGGUGAUCACAGGUGAGAAUGGGACAAUUGAUGGGCAAGGAGAUGAGUGGUGGAACAUGUGGAGGAAGAAAACACUUAAAUAUACAAGACCACACCUUGUUGAAUUUAUAAAUUCUCAAGAUAUUCUUAUCUCAGAUGUGAUUUUCAAGAAUUCUCCCUUCUGGAAUAUACAUCCAGUUUAUUGCAACAAUGUUGUGGUUCGAUAUGUCACAAUCUUGGCUCCUCCUGACUCUCCUAACACUGAUGGAAUUGAUCCAGAUUCAAGUUCAAAUGUCUGCAUAGAGGACUCGUACAUAUCCACAGGAGAUGAUCUUGUGGCAGUGAAGAGUGGAUGGGAUGAGUAUGGCAUUGCCUACGGUCGCCCUAGCUCCGGCAUCACCAUCCGGCGGCUGACUGGAUCGUCGCCAUUCGCCGGCAUUGCAGUUGGCAGUGAAACUUCUGGUGGGGUGGAGAAUGUGCUAGCUGAACACAUCAACCUCUUCAACAUGGGAGUAGGUAUCCACAUCAAGACCACCAAAGGCAGGGGUGGGUUUAUCAAGAACAUCACAGUGGCUCAUGUGUAUGUGGAGAAUGCAAGGCAAGGAAUUAAGAUUUCAGGUGGGGUAGGAGGGCAUCCAGAUGACAAGUAUAAUCCUAAUGCUCUCCCAGUUGUGAAGGGCAUCACAAUAAGGAAUGUUUGGGGAGUGAAAGUUAAGCAAGCAGGUCUGAUAAAUGGACUCAAAAGUUCCCCUUUCACUGAUGUUUGUUUGUCUGUUAUCAACUUCCAUGGUAUGAAAGGACCAAGAGCUCCUCCCAAUUGGCAGUGUUCUGAUGUGUAUGGAUUUGCUUAUCAGGUUAACCCUUGGCCAUGUUCUCAACUGAGCAACCAAGAACAUGGAUCAUGUGCCAUUUAGAGAUUUUCAAUCUCUUAUACUUUUGUAAUAAUUGACUGUUUCUUUCAUUGAAUUCUUAUACCUAUAAUCCUAUUGAAUCACCAUGUUUCCAACUAA